Messenger RNA from Fukomys damarensis (Damara mole-rat), 2940 nucleotides. RefSeq names its product fem-1 homolog A (gene Fem1a). The transcript has a single exon. The record is from RefSeq and is a predicted model, not a curated record. Lineage: Eukaryota; Metazoa; Chordata; Mammalia; Rodentia; Bathyergidae. Gene Ontology annotation, molecular function: protein binding. The coding region runs from base 124 to 2112 and encodes 662 amino acids.
CCCCGGGUGCCCCUAAGAUGGCGGCGAGGGAGACGGUGAAGGUUGUCGGCUGCUCUUCUGGUCCGUAACUGCCGUCUCCCUGUCCCCCCGCGGCCGGCCCAUGGCCUGACGGCAGCCCACACCAUGGACCUCCACACUGCCGUGUACAAUGCCGCUCACGGCGGCAAGCUGCAGCUGCUCCAGAAGCUGCUCAGCGGCCGGAGCCGGGAGGAGCUCGACGAGCUGAUGGGCGAAGUGGCCACCGGGGGGACGCCGCUGCUCAUCGCCUCCCGCUGCGGCCACCUGGACGUGGUGGAGUUCCUGGUGGACCGGUGCGGCGCGAGCGUGGAGGCCGGCGGCUCUGUGCACUUCGAUGGCGAGACCAUCGAGGGCGCGCCGCCGCUGUGGGCCGCCUCGGCCGCCGGCCACCUGGACGUGGUGCGGAGCCUGCUGCGGCGCGGGGCCUCGGUGAACCGCACCACGCGCACCAACUCCACGCCCCUGCGCGCCGCCUGCUUCGACGGCCACCUCGAGGUGGUGCGCUACCUGGUGGGUGAGCACCAGGCCGACCUGGAGGUCGCCAACCGGCACGGCCACACCUGCCUCAUGAUCUCGUGCUACAAGGGCCACCGCGAAAUCGCCCGCUACCUGCUGGAGCAGGGCGCACAGGUGAACCGGCGCAGCGCCAAGGGCAACACUGCCCUGCACGACUGCGCCGAGUCCGGCAGCCUGGAGAUCCUGCAGCUGCUGCUGGGUUGCAACGCCCGCAUGGAGCGUGACGGCUACGGCAUGACCCCCCUGCUGGCGGCCAGCGUGACCGGCCACACCAACAUCGUGGAAUACCUCAUCCAGGAGCAGCCCGGCCAGGAGCAGGCCCGGCCAGGGCUCGCCCAGGAAGGCGGCUCCACCAGCCAGGGCUCCCUACAAGGGGCUCGCAACUGCGACUCCUCGACAGAAGAGCAAGUCAACAGCGAAUCCUAUGAGAGCUGCUGCCCCACCAGCAGGGAGGCCGCUGUGGAAGCCUUGGAGUUGCUGGGAGCCACCUACGUGGAUAAGAAGCGCGAUCUUCUUGGGGCCCUCAAACACUGGAGACGGGCUAUGGAGCUGCGGCACCAGGGGGGCGAGUAUUGGCCCAAACCGGAGCCCCAGCAGCUGGUCCUGGCCUAUGACUACUCGAGGGAGGUGAACACCGCGCAGGAGCUGGAAGCGCUGAUCACAGACCCGGACGAGAUGCGCAUGCAGGCUCUGCUCAUCCGAGAGCGCAUCCUGGGCCCCUCGCACCCGGACACGUCCUAUUACAUUCGGUACCGCGGCGCGGUGUACGCCGACUCCGGCAACUUCGAGCGCUGCAUCCGCCUGUGGAAAUACGCCCUAGACAUGCAGCAGACCAACCUGGAGCCGCUGAGCCCCAUGACCGCCAGCAGCUUCCUGUCCUUUGCCGAACUCUUCUCCUAUGUGCUGCAGGAUCGGGCUGCCAAGGGCAGCCAGGGCAUGCAGAUCGGCUUCGCAGACCUCAUGGGGGUGCUCAGCAAAGGGGUGCGGGAGGUUGAGCGAGCCCUGCAGAUGCCCAAGGAGCCCGGGGACUCGGCCCAGUUCACCAAGGCGCUCGCCAUCAUCCUGCACCUUCUCUACCUGCUGGGCAAGGUGGAAUGCAGCCCCAGCCAGGAGCACCUGAAGCACCAGACCGUCUACCGCCUGCUCAAGUGCGCGCCCCGCGGCCGCAAUGGUUUCACGGCCCUGCACAUGGCGGUGGACAAGGAGACCACGAACGUGGGCCGCUACCGCGUGGGCACCUUCCCCUCGCUGCACGUGGUCAGAGUGCUGCUGGACUGCGGGGCCGACCCGGACAGCAGGGACUUCGACAACAACACGCCGCUGCACAUCGCAGCCCAGAACAACUGCCCGGCCAUCAUGAGCGCCCUGAUCGAGGCCGGCGCCCACAUGGACGCCACCAACGCCUUCAAGAAGACGGCCUACGAGCUGCUGGACGAGAAGCUGCUGGCUAGGAGCUCCGUGCAACCUUUCAACUAUGUCACCCUGCAGUGCCUGGCCGCCCGCGCCCUGGACAGGAACAAGAUCCCCUACAAGGGCUUUAUCCCUGAGGAGCUGGAGGCUUUCAUCGAGCUGCACUGACCUCCCUGCCCCGCCUAGACGGGAGGGGUGGGCGGAUGGGCAGCAGGUGCCCAUUCUCGCCUUGUGGAGUUGAGCGUGAGGUGGGAGAAGGGCUCCCCUGCCUCCCGGCUCCUCCACCCAUGCCCGGGAAGCGGGUGAGCGAGCUGCCGGGGCCGGAAGGUGAGAAGUGUCACUGCGGGAGCCCACCCACCCGCGCGGCCUUGAUGCCUGAACAUGCCGCCUGCGUGCGGUUGCCUGGGUGUCGGAGGAGCUGUUCCCUUGUGCUAGAAACACAGGAAGAGGCCGAGAACUGGGGCCCGGGCGCCCAGCACACUCGGCCAGGCCUCCCCGAAGUCGGAGAGUCAAGAAAGCAAGGCCGCUCGGCUCGGUUCUCCCAGCACGGUCGCCCUGAGCGCCCCCGGCCCGGGCAGCCUGCACUCGCGUAGCUUGCGGCUGGUUUGGGUUUCCGUAGAAAGCAGGCGGCUUCCGAGCACUGCACACGCGACCGGCGAUGUGGCUGGCUUCCGUAGUGACUUCGUGGGGAUGUCAGGACUCGAUGUUCCCCUCAAGGCCUCGGGCUUUCGUGUUGUGUCGGGGCCGACGGGCCUGUGACGGGCAGUGGCUUGGUGAGCGGCGUCAGCUCGCAGCCCCGGUCACAAGGACGGGCGUCUCCGUCUUUAUGGGCCUCCCGACUGCAUUCACCUGAAAGAACUUUUUCUCGCCAAGGAUGAGGUCAGGUGCCAACGGAACAGCAACAGAACUUGACAGGUUCGCCACCCUGCGUCUGUCACUGCCUCGGAGGUCCCCGAUGUGUCACGGUGGGCGCCUGGACAAGCGGCCCUUGCCGGG